AUGUCGAUUACCUGGGAUAGGUUCAGCAGUAACUGCCUUUCGAAACUCUGUCGUGGUUAUGCCAAGUCGGUCAAGAAACCUGUGAGCUGGAAACUAGUAUUUGACCAAAGAACUCCAAGACCUCAGGCCAUAUGGAUGUUUAAGCAAAAACUUUCAGAAUCUGUUGAAAAUAGGAGUCUGGCUUAUACGAGUGAUCCACAUAUUAGAGAAGCUCUAAAUACAUUAAUUAAACGAUCUUCCAUCUCAGAGUUGAGCUUCGAAAAAUCGAUACAGUCACUCUACAAGCUGAUACUACAACGACGAGUUCCAGAUGACGAGGUUUAUGACGCUAUUUCUCAGGUAUCUGCCAAGGAAGUAGUCAACGUAGCUAUUCCGCCUUCCUCUUCAUCAAAGGACAUAGAUAGUGACCAAGAGAGACCCUCCUUGCAUAUUCAUCCAGAACAGAGAGAUCAUUUGGGGGAAGUCAUCAAAGAGAUUGGGAAUCAUGGUAAACCAGUCACUAAGGGGGAUUUGUUCCAAAACCAAGAAGUUAAGCCUGAAUCAUCAUCAUCUCAUUCUCAUAUAGAUGUUGGUUCCCUCCAAAAAUACUUGCAUAAGGCUGAGCAAGGGAAAAAUCAAAAGAGAUAUGCUUGGGAAGGAUCAAGACGUUACAAUUGGGAUCGUAAUUUAAACGAUUCACCUCGGUUGACUGCAGGUAACCUUAUCUUUGCAUCUAGAAGUAAACCAUUAAGACGAUCAGCAUCAAAAGUAUUACAAAGGUCUACGGGGAAGACGAGGCACGAUUCACAAGCACAGAAAAAGCCCAAAGAUCUUCUAAUCUAUAAUCUAGGAAGACGUACUAAAAUUGUCUUACCUGCUUCACACACCAAUAGUAUAUUCAAUAUAAAUUACAGAGAUUUGUUUGGUGUUAUUAACGGUUCAGGACGUGCACCUGAGGAAACAUUGGCUGUCAUUAAUCAAUUGGAAACUGAAGGUUGGCAAUUAAUUGGUGAUCUGUACGAUAACUCUGAGAAUGUGGUAUUCCAAAGAACUGCGGGUUCUACAGGGGAAAGUGAAAGCAGAAUCCCUUACAAAAUCCCAGUAAUUUCGGUUGCUACAAUCCUCACAGGUUUGGGAAUAUAUUAUGCCAUUGAAUCCAGAAAACGACUCAAAGAACCUGAUUACCACCAACAUGUAUAA
Messenger RNA from Zygosaccharomyces rouxii, 1179 nucleotides. It is a transcript of the gene MRX4, whose product is annotated as Mrx4p. The record is from RefSeq and is a predicted model, not a curated record. The transcript has a single exon. The coding region runs from base 1 to 1179 and encodes 392 amino acids. NCBI's taxonomy places the organism in Eukaryota, Fungi, Ascomycota, Saccharomycetes, Saccharomycetales, Saccharomycetaceae.